Clonostachys solani is the source of this 1260-nucleotide messenger RNA. Lineage: Eukaryota; Fungi; Ascomycota; Sordariomycetes; Hypocreales; Bionectriaceae. The record is from the annotation of a GenBank genome assembly.
AUGGAGACGACUCAAGAUGGCCUCCACUCUGGCGAGCCCUGCAAGCCACGGCCAAACGCCAAGCGGAGAUUCCGGCCAAAGACAAAGACGGGCUGCCAGACGUGCAGGGUCAGGAGAGUGAAGUGCGAUGAGGCAAAGCCGUCCUGCAACCGCUGCCUGUCCACGGGCCGCGUUUGCGAUGGAUACACAUCCAUAUUCCAAGUUGUAACCGUCGGACCAUCGCCACCAGCGAUCACGGCUCAGAGCUCCCCGCCAGCAUCUCUGUCCAUAUACCAGCCAGGAGCGUCCACUGUUUCCGUGGACGAGAUCAACAGUCUAGCACACAGCUUCACUGCCAAAUACAAUCAUCGCAACAUCGGCUAUCACACCGAGGCCCGCACUAUACCCACCAAGCUAUCGGAUCCAGCCAUCCGACACGCUCUUAUUUCUCUCCAAUCUCUACACCAUGAGUUUGAUGCGCGGCAACAGCGCUACAGCCAUGACGACGGGAAUGGCGGGCUCGUCCGUAUCCAUCACGGCUUAGACGCCUACAACACCUCAGUCACAAGCCUCGCGUCCCGCCUAGGAACCAGCCCAACCCACGAGUCCGUUUGCGCGGCGCUGUUGUGUUGCCAAAUGUUCAUCAGCAUAGAGACGAUGCUCGGCAACUACACUGCUGGCAUGAGGCACUUCAUAUACGGGCUCCGUAUCAUGCAUCAGUAUCGUGCACGUCCCACGGUAAAUCUCAAUGGCCAGCUGGAACCGUGCAACAACGUGCCUCUUCCUGCUUUGGACUGUUUCCUGAUCAAACUGUUCGCUUCGGGCCGCCCUGAUGCCAAGCCGAUGCCAAUCAACAGGGCAUCCGACACUAACACAGGCCUUUUCGAUAUCUCAUUACAAGAACAGUCUCGCGGUGAGCUAGCCGCGCUCUCGUCGCAGGUAUUGGAGUUCUUGGACCAGGUCUCCCGUAUGCAGACAUCUCGCCAGGUCUCAGACUUGGAAGUCUCCAAGUCCCACAUCCUCGCCCGCCUCGAAUCCUGGGACUGGAUGUAUACCCAAUCACUGAGAACCCUUCUAGUUGCCCACCAGAUGCCUGUGGGGUUGAAAUUUGGCGCGAUAUUUACAUUGCUGCUGCAUGGCGUCUUGAAGGUUGUGGUGAGUUUGGCCAUGAGCAGCUCGCCGGCAGACCUGGACAGAGUAGACACGGAUUUCCAGAAUCUCACAAACAUUUCGAAUGCCGCGACGGAGGCGAAGAAAGCCGCGGCUGGUAGGGUCAUAUGA